This is a messenger RNA of Haliotis rufescens (red abalone), 4751 nucleotides long. RefSeq lists its product as uncharacterized. Bases 116 to 649 code for a protein of 177 amino acids. The transcript has 2 exons. The record is from RefSeq and is a predicted model, not a curated record. Lineage: Eukaryota; Metazoa; Mollusca; Gastropoda; Lepetellida; Haliotidae.
GAAGGUAACACUUCCGUUUCGAACGACGCUCAACGAGAAACAUUCCGAUAUUAAUCUCCGAAACGAAACAUGUUUGUUUGCUGAUGAGACUUGGUAUGAAUACCGAGCAAUAGUCAUGGCAUCUGGAACUUCAAAAUACGGUGAAAAUGGAGGGAAUGAGGACAGAGACAGUGAGAAUAGUUCAGAAUCUGAAGAACACGACAGAAACACAAAUCAACGAGUUCAUGAAAGGGAAAAGAAGCCAGCAAAAACAGAUGCCACAACAGACGACGAGAAAAAAGAAGCUACAUUUAGUUUGACUGACCCUGAAGCCUUGCUGGAACAGUUAGAAAGUGUUGAACUGACCGAGGAAGAUACCGAGGAACUAUUACACGAAGCUUACAAAGUAAACAUGAAAUUGAAAGAGAUGCUUCGUAGGCAAGAAGCAAAACGUCGUGACAGACUUUCAAGCGCAAAAUCUGCAUACAGUACUGCAUCGAACUCAAGAAAACAUCCAGGACCUUCUGUCCUCCCACCUAUUACCAAGAAAAGCUCAGCAAGUGAUUCUAAGAGGAGAGGUGAUUCAUCAAAGAAACCUAGACAUCCCAGUUCAACAAGUAAAAGCGCCAAAGAAAAGCCAAUCUGGGAUGACCGGUUCUCCUUCAGUUGAACUUACCAACAGGACUUGCACAUCUGUGAUAGAAAAAUAAUACCUGUUGUUGUGAACUAGAUAUCACUGUGACAUUGCAAAGCAUCAUCUAUACGGAUGCCCCACUUCACAUCUUCACUGUGUGCUGCUAAUCAGUGUUGUAGAUGUGCAUUAAAACAAGCUUUUAUUUCUGAUGUGAUAACACUGAUCUUUUCCUAUGUGCCCAACUAUAUUUGAUAUAAGAAGCUAGGCUGCAAGAUAGGCAACAAAUCCGGCAUCAGAUUUCAAAAUAGUUCAUCUUAAAUUUUGUGUAAAAGGCACUCUGAAAUGUCUCAGGAUGGGUGUUUUACUACUCGCAAAUAUCUUUUAGACGUUGGGCAGUGUUAAAACCCUUUUAACCCAUUAACAGACCAGAAGCAUUUCAGAUGCCACACUUCACUGUGUGCUGCUUAUCAGUGUUGUAGAUAUGCAUUAAAACAAGCUUUUAUAUCUGAUGUGAUAACACUGAUCUUUUCCUAUGUGCCCAACUAUAUUUGAUAUAAGAAGCUAGGCUGCAAGAUAGGCAACAAAUCCGGCAUCAGAUUUCAAAAUAGUUCAUCUUAAAUUUUGUGUAAAAGGCACUCUGAAAUGUCUCAGGAUGGGUGUUUUACUACUCGCAAAUUUCUUUUAGACGUUGGGCAGUGUUAAAACCCUUUUAACCCAUUAACAGACCAGAAGCAUUUCAGAUGCCACACUUCACUGUGUGCUGCUUAUCAGUGUUGUAGAUAUGCAUUAAAACAAGCUUUUAUAUCUGAUGUGAUAACACUGAUCUUUUCCUAUGUGCCCAACUAUAUUUGAUAUAAGAAGCUAGGCUGCAAGAUAGGCAAUAAACCCGGCAUCAGAUUUCAAAAUAGUACAUCUUAACUUUUGUGUAAAAGGCACUCUGAAAUGUCUCAGGAUGGGUGUUUUACUACUCGCAAAUAUCUUUUAGACGUUGGGCAGUGUUAAAACCCUUCUAACCCAUUAACAGACCUGCAGAUUUCAGAAGCAUUGAAUUGAAUUUAUAAUAUGCUAUUCAUAGGACUCUUUUUUUAUUGUUUUUGCGAUAAAUGUUGUGUUAGAUUCUGAUUUAAGUCUAAAUCAUAUGUUCAGUUUGUUUUAUGAACUACAGUCAAAUGUAAUACUGAGAAGAUAUACUUCUAUAUAAGAGUUGCCUCCCUUAGAUGUGUAAGGUGAGUGUCAGUAUGUCACCCUGGGCUGUUCUGCCAAAUAAGGCUGACAGUGUAUGAAAUUGUGAAAGCAUUGCUCAACACCAACUCCCUUUUACCUGAAAACAAAGUAUGCCUUUGGUCACAGGGGCUUGUGACACAAAAAUAGCAGCUACAAGAUAUAUUGUCACACCCAGUGUCAGUAUACUUUAUAAAAGGAUAAAAGGAUCAUUUGAUAUAGUAUACUGACACUGGGUGUGACCAUAUAUCUUGUAGCUGAAAGUUGUUGUACAAGCCCCUGUGUCUUUGGUCUCAUUCAUCACUCCAUGAUAAUAUGUAAAAUAUUUCCUGCAUCUACAACAAUGAUGAAAAAGAUAAAACAUUUCCUUAUUCUUAAACAUGUUGUAGGUUAGUCAUGUGUUUGCCUAAAAAAAUCGUUGUUUUUUGUCACAUUUUAACAUGAACUUCACAUGAAUGAUUGAAAUUGAGUUUUCUUCAUGGAUCGCAUGCAUCCAUACUAUUGCCCAUGUCAUUCUUUCAUUCCCAAUAUUGUUAUAGCAAAGCAAUAUGAAAUUAACUGUAUAAUUGUUUUAGAAAUAUAUGGUUCUCUGAAUCAGGAAUUCCACAGUUGCUUUUGUCCCUCUCAGUACUGAGCCGACUCUGUUUAUUCCUUUUGCCUGUAUAGUAAUUGCAACUGAAGUAUGUCUUUCUCUCUGUGGUCCUUCCGAUAAGGGACGGACAGUUUGAUAUUCUGGGGCCUCCGAUUUUAUAUCGAGUUCAGAUAUUUUUUCAGCUUCAUCUAUAAAACCAGAUGUUAUUUUAUUUAAAACUACGAGCCUGAUUUUCGUGAAAAAAAACAAAACCUUGCAUCAAUGUAAUUUUGUGGAAUGUUUUCUCAACAGUCUCAAACAUAAUUAAAAAAAAUUUGGGAUAAAAUAUCAGACCCCUGAAAUGGUCAGUCCCCUAAGUGUUCAUAUUAUUAAUAAUUAAUAUCAGAUCCUGUACUACAAUUUGAUACCUCUUUCUGUAAAUGUCUCUCAUGUCUAGUAAACCUUCUCAUCAGUUAGUCAACAAGGAGGCAUCUAAGCUCUUGGUACAGGUGAGCAUGGUGAGAGAACACGGAGCAGCAUAUCAGAUAUCUGUAAGCCAAAAUUAACACAAAUGGGCAGUUCUGAAUGGAGAAUAUAGAUGGUUGGGUGUGGAGAGGGGAAUUCAAAUAUCUGAUUUCAAUAAGAUUUUAUUUGUGAUAGAUAUGUAAAUAUGUUCUCACCAAAUACAUAUGUAGAUCCCCGUAUUAAGAACAGUUUUUUAUGUACUAUCAGUAUUAUAACUUAUUGUAUGUGUGUUGAACAAUGCUGUUUGUAAAUAGAUACUAUUGUUAUUACAUUGACAUAUAUACAGUAAACUAUGGUUAUAACAAACUCAAAGGGACCACUAAUUUUAGUUUGUUAUAACUGUUGUUCAUUAUAAGCAUACAUACAGCAUAUAUUCAGCAAAGUCUGGGACCAAAAAACAGAGUUUGUUACAUCCGUCAGUUUGUUAUAAGCAUGUUCGUUAUAAACAUAGUUUACUGUAUUCCAUUAUAGUUCUACCAGUACAACACAGGUUAAAUAUGUUAUUGCAAUUAUAACAUAGACAUUAUCAUGAUGACAAGAAAUGGUAGCAUUCAGGAAAUAACUUUAUCUUUAUUAAACACCGAGAUGAAUUCUUGUAAUUGUUUUGAAAAAAAUGAUGCAAUUGUUGGUAUUGUCAGAUAUGUUUCUGAAACAAAUAAAUGAAACAUUAUUGACCACGCUGUAAACUAAAACCCUUUGGCAUUCAUAGAAUAUUUUUGGAUUACAAAAAUUACAUGCAUAUUUGGCCUACAUGGGACCAAAUAGAUUUCUGAAUCCUUGAAGUUAUAAUAGUAUGUUUGUAUGUCAUGUGUGAAUUCACAUACAGAAUUCAGCUGUAAUGUUCAUGUUUAGUAUUGGUUACAUCCAUCUUCCUGAGACGAGGGCAAUAACGGACUAUAAAAGUCCAGUUUCCACCCUUGCCAAACUAAGCUGUAAUUCAGGAGUUACAUUAUGGUUGGACUAAUGAGUCUAUGCACAGUCCAAUCAAAAUCGUGUAAUGAACUAGACAUCCGGUUCAUAAACAACAUGGAUUUCAUUGCGCAGAUUUCAGUCGACUGAAGGAUUUGCAAAGCAUGUGUACCGUCAGCUGGGCGUCGACAUGUAUUUUGCAAAUCAUUUCAUGUUUUUAAUCAAGGUGCUCUAGUGGUUUGAUGCACUUCACGAGGCAAGGCCCGUUUUAUUACUAUAGAUCUUGAUUAUCCAUCAGAUCAUAUUGACUGGGAGCUGACAUUUUGUUUGAAGCAGUUGCAAAUGAUAUGAGAGGUGUAAUCUGAUUGGUCAAUAGGAGGGACAUAGAAGGGACAUAACUCAUAAUAGCCACAAGCGCUACGAUCAAGCCUGGAAAUUUCAGCCUAGUUCGACAAGGGUGGAAACUGGACUUUUAUAGUCAGUUAACUCCCUUGCCUCAGGAAGAUGGUUUACAUCUGGUUCAUUUAUUCUAUGCCAACCAAGUGGGUUAAAAUUUUAGAAUAUUGUACACUAACAUAUUCCAAAUAAAUAGUUUGCAUGUGUCAUGUGAGAGGUUAUCACCUUUAUAGCAUGUCAAAGAAACACCCUCAGGUCACCUUCACAGGAUGCUGAGAAGGGCCACUUAGCCAUAACUUUCUAGGUUAUAUUGUGUUCUGAAAAUUCUCUAAAUAAAAACAUUGCAAAAGUCAACAGUGAGAUUGAAUUUGUGGAAUGAUGGCCAACGAAAGGCCCUUUUUUUGGUCAAUUAGUCAUUGUCAAAAUAAGGUUUUCAAUGUUGAAAAGCAGCCCAAAUGUUCCCGAAUUCAAUUGACAUGCCUGUACAGGCACUGGAUAUUAAAAUAGUAAAUCACC